This is a messenger RNA of Spirodela intermedia, 18882 nucleotides long. Lineage: Eukaryota; Viridiplantae; Streptophyta; Magnoliopsida; Alismatales; Araceae. The record is from the annotation of a GenBank genome assembly.
AUGCUGUCGCGGUGGGCGAUCAAGAGGAUCUGCAGGUUUCUUCUCAAGAAGAAGAAACUGGGGGAUUACAUCGACCUCGACCAACUCGACGUCCAACUCGCGGAAGGCGUUAUCCAGCUCAGGGACCUGGCUCUCAACGUCGACUUCAUCAACGAGAAGGUUGGAUGUUAUUUUAGGGCCUUUUUUCGACAAUUUAUUGACUUCAGAGCUCGGCAUGAACCCGGGGCUUCUCCCACUUGCGACGGCUCUCUAUUUUCGUGUCCAAGUCCUCCUUUCUUCAUCUUUUGUUUAGCUCAUUCUUUUUAUCAGGGGUUCUAUCUGUGCAUGCUCUGAUAUCCUCGCCAUUUUUGACUUGAAGUAAUGCUUCCGGGAAAUUCUCCAUUUCCGGGAAUUAUAUCUUCUGCAUUGCAUUAGUCUGGGCAAUGAGAGCGGGCAAGAUUUUUGCGCUUUUUUCAUAAAGAAAUUUAUUGAAUCAGUUUUACCACUGGAUUUCGUAAUUCUUUUGAAAUAUGAAAUGUGUAGGUAUCAAAUUAUUUGAUUACUAACAUUUGUCAAUCGGCUGUGAAACGUGUCUUAUUUAUCAAUAAAUUAUUCGAGUAGAAGCCUCUCGACACGUGUGGGUGAAGAAGAGAUUGAUAACACCCCUCAAUAAGCCAACGAAUAUUUUACUUUGCUCCCCACUAAAUCAAUCUUUGUCGCAAUCUUUGUAUCGCUAGGAAUGAUUGGGAAAGAUAUUGAUUCAGUGGGACAAGAUAAACGAUUCAUAGGCUUAUUGAGGGUGUUAUCAAUCUCUUCUUCACCAACACCGGCUGAGAAGCCUAGCAUUUCUCUGCAUCCCAAGUGUUACAUACAAGUAGAGUAUUGUUAUUUCGCCUUGUCAGAAAUGAGAUUCUCUUGUGACCAUCAAAUGUGCCACUUAAGGUAUCUGUGUGAAGGCUGUCGUGAGUGCAUCUGAUCGUGAUGGUUUUGUUGAUCUGAUAAUACACAUGCUAAAAGUGAUUAGUUUCAUUGUUGUAAUUUCUUGAUUCUACAAGUUAAAACAUUGUUUAUUUUUGCUUCUAAGAUGAAGCAUUCUUACUGUUGGUUUCACCUGAGAUCAAAUAUUCUUUUGUUUUAGUCGUUAUUCAAUUGAACUAUAGUCGCAUUACCCACCUAAAGUCAGUUAUUCUUACGUUGCAUCGGCUGCAUACCUUAUUUAAGCUGUAGGAGGUGAGAGACUGCGGGUUUUCAUUUGUACUUCUUGGUCAAUGUGGAGAGACAUUCUCUUUCUCUUCAGAAUGGCUACUUUUUUAAGUUUUUGCACGCACCAUUCUAUACGACUCUGAGAGAUGCACUUUUGUCAAACAUUGAAUUUUGGCAAACACAUUGUUUUAAUUUGUCUAUUCGGGACAUUGAAAAUUAGAUUUUAUCUUUCUAUACGACUCUGAGAGAUGCAAUGUGGAGUGUACAGAUGAACUAACAAUGACUAUUUGCUGAAAGCGUCAUCCGUUUCAGAAUUUUGGUGAUACCUUGAUGCUCCUAGAGCAGGGAACUCUCAGUUAAUGGAGCAUAACGUGAAACAAAGAAAAUGAAAUUGAAAUUAUAAAUUUAAUCCUAUUGAUUUAUUUCUUCAGUGAACCUGCUUCAUAAUUACUUCUGUUUCCGUUUGAUCAAAGAAAUCCUAACUUAUUUUAUUCAUUUCAGCUGGGUGAUUCACCAGUAUUUGUAAAAGAAGGAACAAUUCUUUCUCUAUCCAUUAAAGUCCCCUGGAAGAUGAAAAAUUGCCAGAUAGAAGUUGAAGACCUUGAGCUUGUAAUUGCUCCAUGCAGAGAUAGCAGGUUACCUACUGAUAAAGAUGUUUGCUUCUUAAGUGAUGAUGAAAAGGAAUCCCAGAAGAAUACCCCUGAAAAACUUGACCGGCGAGUUUCAUCUGGUAGCUUGUCUUCUGCUUCUCUGGAUGUUCAUGAGGGGGUCAAAACAAUUGCAAAGAUUGUGAAAUGGUUUCUUACGAGCUUUAAUGUAACGAUAAGAAAUCUAAUCGUUGCAUUUGAUCCAUGUUCAGAAAGUGAUGAUAGUUCCUCUCACAGGAAUUUGGUGCUUCGGAUUGCUGAAAUGGAGUAUGGGACACGUGUCUCUGACGACGCUAACUUACAGCCAAACAGCCUCUUAGGCAUUGCCAAAUUAACAAACUUCAUUAAAUUUCAUGGAGCAGUGAUUGAGUUUCUUAAAAUGGAUGAAACAUGUUCCUCAGAAACAAGCACCAGUGAGAAUUCUUUUAAAGGCUCACCUUCGGGUAGCACAUCACCAGUUUUCACUGGGGCAGCAGGUGGGUUUUCAGGGAUCUUGAACUUGAGUAUUCCGUGGAAAAAUGGAUCUUUGGAUAUUAGCAAAGUUGAUGCUGAUAUCACUCUUGAUCCUGUGGAGUUAUUGUUACAGCCAAGCACAAUGAAGUGGAUCAUGAUCUCGUGGGAAUCCCUUAAGAAAGUUGAUAAGGAUGGAAGAAAUCAUGUCAAUUUGAGCAACACAGAUACGGUUCAUCCAGUUCGUACAACAGGGACAGUUCGUCCAGACAAUAACAGGAAGACAUCUAGUGAAGGAGUUUUUUCCUCCUGUAUAGAUUCUCAAAUGAAUCAAGGUUCCGAUUUAUGUGAUUCACCUUCUCCGCCAUAUAUUAUACAGAACUGGGUGACAUCAGACAGCUUGAAAGGCCCUGCAGAACUGGAGGGUGAUUAUGGAAUGAGGUUCGUCUCUCUUUUGAUUUUCCCUAACUAUGCGAUAUUUAAAUCCCUGUCCCUGCUGUAUCGGUCUUUUUCGAUUGUUGAUACUGAUUGGAGGAUUACAGAUCUGUUUUCAAUCGAAGCAAUGUAAUUUUUCACCCUCUAAAUUUGGGAACAAAUAUUUGCGCUUUUAUAAUAUAGGAGUAUAACUUUUAUGCUGCAUUUUAAUUCUUCCUCCUCUGUUUUGAACUUGCGAAAUGUGGUAUACUUGUAUUUUUUUCAUCAUAAGUACCAAUAUUGAGCUGAAGAAAAAACUUUCCUGAGGCAUGUCAUCAUGAAAUGAGUGCAAAUAUUAAUAAAUUAAUAUAACUUUUAUAUCUCGAAUCAGCGAUGAUUUCAAUGAAUUUUUCCUAUUCCAAGAUGCCCAUUUGAUAUGGUUAUAUGAUUUCAAUGAAUCUUGCUACCUUGAAAAACUCUCUUGAUGCAAGGUUAUUGAAACCAGAAAAUUCCAUAUCAAUAAUCAGCCCGAUGGUUCAUUUUUUUCUGGAUUUAUGGUCAUGUUGAUGUGCUGAGGCAUACACGGCAAGAAGGUCUGAAGUAUCAUACUUCUUGUAUUAUUUUUAAGUUUCUGUUGGGAUAAUAGAAGGACAAAGAAAAUGUCACCCAGUAUCAUACUUCUUCUUGCAACAAUUUUUUUCGGCCUGUAUGAACCAGGAAGCCAAGAAAAGGUCACCCAUUAUUAUAUUGGUCCCAGGUUUUGUAUGUUUGAAUCAGACCAGUGAAGAACUAGACUAAAAUGAUAUAUGGUUGUUUGUAGGGCCUAGGUUGAUUCAGGUACUAAAUAACUCUGAAUCAGCGCACCUGAGCUGAGACCACUGCUGGUUGGAGUGGUCAAUCCGAGGUUUUUUAACCGAGUGUUUGUUUUUGUAUGCAGCAAGCUGUUAAGUUAUUUAAACAGAAUUAUUAUGACAUAUCUUUAUUGUUAAGUUAGGAGGACUACAAGGGCCUCGUAGUCAACAAGCUGUAUUUUUCAUCUAUUUCUAGUAACUAUAUCAGUCAAAUCCAUUUCUUUAAACAGAAUUAUUAUGUCAGUUGUGAAUUGUGAAAAUCAGAGGUCACACCACGAAAAGCUGUCGUUGUGUUUGGAGAUGGUGAUAGUGCGUUUUUUCUUUUUUGUUUAUAUGUGUGAAGCUAAAAAGCUGUCUGGGCUAGUCAGUUGUAAACCACGAAAGUAGAGCUUGAGAUGGGGAACAAAGGGAAAGAAGAAAUUUGGUGAAGAGGGGAUCUUCAAACCUGAAGAGAACAUAUGAAAUGCCCUCAUGUUCGAGGUCAUGGUUUUCCCAUUACACACUUGGUUUGUCUUGUGCUGUAACCUUGGAGGAAAGAAUUAAUAGCUUUUGCUAAAUUGCACCAAACUUCAAAAUAGUUGCUCCUCUGCAAGCAUAGAAUAGGAAUUUUGUUUCGAAAAUUUGUUGAUCUAUACAAGAAAUGCAAGAUUUGAAUCUUCUAAGCAAUGUGCUUGACAGUAACCCUUUUUGUGCAUGCGUACAUACCUAUUCCUGAAAACUAUAUUGAGCUCUGACAUUGUACAAUUAAAAUCGUCAUGUAUGUAAAUCUGACACGUUCCAAACUUUAUAUGGAUAUUCAUUCCCAGAUCCCAAAUCAAAGAGGAAACAUGAAAUAUAUAUUGACAAAGCGCUUGUGCAUACCUAUUGUCACUAGACACCAACCAACCACCCUUUCCAAUUUUUUCCCCAUGUCUCGACUAAAUUCAGAUGGCACAAGAAAACUAUUUGCUUCCUUCCCUGCGCUCAAUGGAGGAUAGAGGCGUCUAUGCUCUGGUUAUGUACAAGUAGGAGCAUGGUUCUCUUUCCUACAUAAAUGGAAGAUGUUGAUGAAGUUGAUGUUUGAGAUGAUUGUAAUAUUUAUCACUUAAUUUUAGUCAGGAUCUUCAUCAGUACUCUUGUUUUUCUUUGCCUAUUUCUGACUAUAACUUUCAUGAAGGUCCUAAUCCAUUUGAUGUAUUGCUCGGUAUCUUCUUUCAGCAUAGAUCAAUUCUUUGAAUGUUUUGACGAAGUAAGAAGCUCCCGAGCUAGUUUAGGCAACAGUGGGAUAUGGAACUGGACUUGUUCAGUUUUCAGUGCUAUAACAGCUGCAUCAAGCCUUGCUUCAGAAUCAGUGUAUCUUCCUUGCGGUAUGUUUGUAUGACUAACUAAUCUGUUAUUUUCCGUGUAUAUGAAGAGCAGAAGUUGAAGUUUUUUCUCUUUGCGUACUCAGAAAUGCUAACUGCUGAUGUGCUUGUCAAACAUUUCAUCAUUCGUUACAUACAUGAAAAAUGAGCCUAUCUUAUUACUCCAAGUCGUUGUUUGCAAUGUUGAAUAUUCAAAUUAAAUUUCCAAGGCUAAAGACUGUUUUAUCUGACGUAGCAUAUUACUUCAGAAAAAGGGAAAGUCGAAUUUGUUUUGACCCAAGUGGCCUGAAAACGUAAAAACAUGGACCACAUAAAAGUGUUGAAUUUUAUCAACUUAUCCGAUUUUGGAGAACAAAUUCGGUCUCUUUAAAGGCCUAAGUCCUGUAACAUGAAGGAUAUAAAUAUUACGAUUUUUCGUUCUCGUUGUGAGAUUUCUGAGUGCUUGUGGAUUCAAGGGACGUUACUUUGAUCCUCAUGGAUUCAAGGAUCGUCUAAACGAAUCCUUGAGGAUGCAAAGAUAGGAAAAAUUCGUGUCUUAUGGAUUCAAGGCCCAAUACUUCGUUCUUUACCCACUCCAUAUUUCGUGCCUAGUGGAUUCAAGACCUGAAAUUCUAUUUUCUGCAACUUUUGCUGCAUCAUUAAGACAUCAAGUCUGUUUCGGAUUAGUGCAAGGCUAUUUUAGAGCUGAUAUGAUCACCAAUAGCCUGACUGGGCUACCUCUGAAACUGACUGCUUCAUCUCUGAAACUGACUGCUUCUACGAGUCAUUAUGUGACACAUUUAAAAUGAUUGUGUUGGUAAUUAGCCUGAGAAGUUUUUCUUAGGAAGUAAGGUCCUGGUUUCAAAACGCGUUGGUGCUCAUAAUUUAGGUGGAACAUGGGUAACUUGUGAUCACUUCGGGGGUUUGCCAGUAAUAACUGGUGGUUUCCUUGUCACCAGAAGAAAGCUUUCUACAGGUAACAGGGGAUGGCUGACAAGGAGAGAACACAUUUUCAAUGACGAAAAUUGAAAGCUUGAUCAUUGAAGUAAAAUCUAUUACUUGAGUCAAAGUAGAGGCCAUUAUCAUUGAGUUCCAACAAAAUCAAAGGUCAGAUGUAAGUGAGGCUGAUAGUUUUCAUUAUGUCAACUUGUAGCUUGGGAUUGUAGAAUUGGCAAGGGAGACAGUGGUAAGGUACCAUGUUUCCCAGUGGAUCUCCAAAGGAGCUCAGUUGCUCACAGGUUUUGAAUACUCUGGGAAUUAGAUCUGUCGUUUACACUUGCUGAUAAAGGAUUAUUCUUGAAGUAUCAACAAUCUUAUGUUUCAAGUAUGAAAGAUGACUGUGGCAACCAUAGUCAAUUAUGCUAUUCAUGGCGAUGAUUACACAAUUCAUCAAGGAGAUUAUUGAUCCGGGAGGCAAAUUGGAGAUGCAUUAUAUUGAUCGGAUACAUUAUGCUUGAUCCCAAGAAUCUAUAAUUAGGAAGGAAAAGGCUGCCGUUAUAUAUGAAUUGAAGGUUGGAUUUGUCGAACUGAUGAAGCCAAUAUCCAAGGCCUCAAAAAUCUUCCUGUAGUUUUUGAUAUCUGAAAUAAAAUGAAGGAAACUGAGAAAACUGGAAUUCUGAUAUAUGGAUACAAUAAUUCCUGCGGUUAUCUCAGUCAUAACUCAAAUAUUAAACAAAGUAAAGUGGUAGUAUGCAAGACGUCCAUUCAUCUAGAGGUUCGUCUUUUGAAUUUGAGUAAGAUAUGAUACCACAUUUUAAAAUCUUGGGUAGACAAUAAACUCCACAUCUCACCAAUAGUGAGGUUUAUGCAUAUUUAAAAUUUUAAAAUGUGGCAUCAUUUGUCACUCAUUUAAAAUUCCAUGUCUGUAUUUUUUCCACACUUUCUGCCUUGACUUUGGUAUCUCUCUCUCUCUCUCUCUCUGUGGCUAUCUAUCUGUUUUCCCUCAUUGCUAGAUGCAUUGAGGUUCAUAGGCAUUUAAUACUCAUGCUUACAAUUCAUAGAGACCAAUGAAAACGUACACUAUCAUGCACUAUCUAUGAUCAAAGAUUCUUGGAUGCACAAGGAUAUUCAAACACGUACACACCAGACCUGCUCACAAUACACCCAUCCACGUGCUUACAAUCCCACGAAUAUACUCAUCCACAUUGGGAGAAAUACAGAUUGAGCACCUCUAUCAUGUACACGAGACGCACACAGCAUGCAGACUCGUACAGACUGUUUGACACUGAUAUAUUACCACAAUGUGAACACACAUCCAUACCCCAGGCCCCUCCCUCUCAAUUCCUCUCACUCUCUCUGAUUUACUUCUUUAUAGGCUAGGGUUUUCCUGGACAGGUGACCUAUGCUCUUUGUUUUCUUCCAUCUCGUCCUUCUCACACCAUUCACUCUUCUUUUCUCCUCUUCUUUUUUCUCUUCAUAAAGUAGUGGGAAGGGCUAACCACAUCUUCCUCUCCUUCCACUGGGUAUCAGGAUUAAGGUUUCUGAAAUCUUUCUUCCUCUUCUGUUCUGACCACUCAAUGAGAAGGGGUUGACGUCAAACCGGGAUUUCUCCACUGCCCGCUCCUCUCUCAUAUUUGUCUGGGGUUACUGUCAAUGUCAUGGUUCUUUUGCUUUCCAUCACUUUUAGUCUUCUCCUUUGACUCGUUACAAUUGAUUACAACCCGAGGGGAUUGACUGUACCUUCCUCUUGCUACAGCGGCUAAUAGCAGCAAGGGGAGGCUUUCCUCUUUUCCUCUUUUCCCUAAUCUGGUUGGGCCUAUUACUGUGGAUAGUGAAUUAGGCCAUACUGCGAGUGACAGCGUACACCCCCCUCCCCCCUUUCCCUUUUUCCUCCUCUCCUCUGGCUUCAAAUAUUUUGAUUGAACUCAAUGAAGUUACCAAUCAAAUGCUGUUUCACCUUGCCUUUUGGUCAUUCUAUAAAGUUGGUUAUCUUGCACUUGUUGUUGAUACUUAGAAUGGUUACAUUUCUCCAUAAGUUUGAACAAUUUCGUUACACACUGUUUGUUUUUGACAGAGCAACAGUACAGUGAAACCAAUUUGAAGGCUAAAGUUUCUGCAUUUUCUAUUAUUGUUUCCUUUGAUGACGAGCUGAGUUAUUCUGAUCAUACAAUGAUGCAUCGCCAUAGACAAAUGGAAGGCCUGCAUGGGACUACAUAUGAAUCCUUAUCAACCAUUCUAAUUCCCUCUGUACAUCAUGUUGAAAUCAAGUGCCAAGACCUGCAUCUUGCAUUGCAGGUAAUAAUAACAUGCAUCCCUUUCUUCCUUUAUCUUUUGAAGGUUCCUGUCUCUGUAUGAUAUACCUUUCUCUUUAGUCUUCUGAACUUUACUUAAAAACGAGUUAGUCUUGUUGUUGUGGACGUAUUAUUAUGAUGAAUAAUUUUGGACCUUUUUAAAAAAACGCAGAUUUUCCUAGAUGGUACAGAAGUGGAAGCAACAAUUAGGGAAAUUAAGAUUGAUGACACCCUUGAUAUUGGAAAUGAGGCAGAGAGAUUUUUGUCCGAGGUCAGUCGACUUCAAGCAGGAGUUCUAGGCACACUUCCGGCAUGCCCUUUUUCUAAUUAUGAAAUGAGUGCCAACUUUAUUUAUUCCCCUCCAGAUACACAACCACGUGAUGAGAAUUUUAUAGGGAACCGGUGUAAAAUUAUUCCCAAGGGAUUGGUCAACGUUCAAUUGCUAAAAUCUUUUGGAGCUUGCCGCUUCAAAUGUUCUCUCAGUUCCACCAGUCAAAAUAAGCAGUCAUCAGUGUUAUCAUCCUUCUCUGUAUAUCUACCACAGUUUACCCUAUGGGUUGAUUUCUCUUUGAUAACUAUGCUCCUGGCCCUUCUUGAGAAAGUUGGAAGUUCGUUGAAAGGCGGUGAAAUAAAAGAUUCUGCAUCUGAUAGUUUUGACCAAAAGCAUAGUGCUUCUCAGGGUGGUGUACAAAGGGUUUCACCUGGAGGAAAUCUUCGAGGGGAUAUUUUCCUUUCAAGAACCAGGAUCGUAUUGUGCUUUCCUUCUGAAAAUCUUGGAGAUAUGAAGGGGCCAUUCUGUUGGAGCAGAUUUCUUGGUCUUGAUUUUUCUUCAUUACCCUAUAGUGCUGAUAAAGGUCCAGCAACAGGUCAUGUUCAGAAACAAGGGUACCUGAAGGGUCGUUCCCAUUCACCAUCUAAAGUGCUGCAUCUUCAUAAUGGAUCCCUGGACGCAUAUUUAAUCACUUCCUCAAGAAAGAAUGUUUCGGAUAACAAGGAAAGUCGUAUAUCACAGCCAGACUUUGUUUCCAGGAUGAUUUUGUCUACAACUGGGGGAAUGGAUGGUCAAAAUCCUGGAAUUACUAUGCUUUGGCAGAACGGUCCUGUAACUGGGCCUUGGUUGUCAAAAAGGGCAUGGGAUUUAGCUACCUUGCAUGACCUAAGGAAUAAGAGAAAUGUAACUGGAAAAGGGGAUGAGUUUUCAUCCGUGAAAAGACCAGAAGAUGAACGAGAGACGAGUGGUCAAGUGCGCCAAGAAAUGAUUCUCAGUUCUUCAUUUCUCACACACAUUCAUCUUCCUCAGGUCUUGAUUGAUCUUACUAGUCAUGAGUACAGGCUACUAUAUAGGCUUCUAAAUGAAGUCAAGGAUGGGUUGUCCUGUCUUCAUUCCAAAAAAGAUGAUUCUGUUGUUGAUGAAGGUUUAAAGAAGGAAAAGACUUUCGAAAUAGAUGAUCAUGGGUCUCAAAUGUCAGUGCUCCUGGAGUGUGAUAUGCUUGAUAUAAGGAUCGCUUUAGAUGAUGUCUUGGAAAUCAGUAAUUCACUUCAGAAAGAAUUACCUGGUUCAUGGAAUAGUCUGAAACUCGGAAUCCAGAAAUUUGAGUUGUUAUCUGUGUCAAGUGUUGGAGGAAUUAUGAGUGACAAUUUUUUAUGGUUGAGCCAUGGUGAGGGCGAUUUGUGGGGUUCUAUGGUUAAAAUAGAUGAUACAUCGACCCAAGAUUUUCUUCUUAUAACUUGCAAGACCUCAGCAAUGAAAAGGGGUGAUGGAGAAGGCGGGAACAUCUUAUGGUCUGGAAGUGCAGGUACUUCAAUUACACAUGUGGCAAAUCAAGAGCUUUCCCAAAGUUUCACAUCUGUCAACAUUCGAUGUGCAACAAUCAAUGCACCUGGGGGCCGUUUGGAUUGGUUCAAUGCCAUGUGCUUAUUUUUUAGUUUACCUCCUCAUGAAGAUGAAAUGCUUAAUAAUACCUUAGAACAUGAUCUUCCUGAAGGUAUUGGAAGACGUAGGCAGCUGUUCUUUCUUGAUUUGGUAGAUAUUGCUCUUAACUAUGAGCCCCAUAUAAGAUAUUCAGGAACAAAAACUGUUGCUCCUGCUGCAUGUAAUAGCUAUCAUAAACCCAAUGAUGAGUCUAUGGAGAAAAAAAUGGCAUGUCUUCUGGCUGCUGCUUCUUUAAGCCUUUACAGUCAGGCUAUUGGAAAUGCUACAAGCAGUGAUUAUAAUAUUCGGCUACAAGAUAUAGGGUUGCUUGUAUGUGAGAAAUCAGGGUCAAAAAAUGAGACAGAUGGUUACAGUGUCAAUUAUCUUCUUGAAAGUAAUUAUGUUAAAAUUGCCAAAGAAGCUCUAGUAAAUGCUGUUUUGAGAACCAAUUGUGAGAAUGGCCUGCUGUGGGAGCUUGAAUUUUCUGAUUCGCAUAUUAGUAUGGGUACCUGUUAUGAUACCACUUCAGGCCUUGUUAGGUUGGCUGCUCAACUUCAACAACUUUUUGCUCCUGAUGUGGCUGAUGCGUUAGUGCAUUUGCAGUCUAGGUGGGAUUCUGUCAAACAAACAGGUGAUGAAAAUGGUGGAACUUCUGCAAUGAAUUGCAGCCCCAGUGUAUUGGCUUCACAUGAGAAACCAUCAAUAAAUGGUGAAAACAGUGCACAUACUGGAAUUAUGGAUGGCAUUCUUGACAAUGCUUUCUGUUGGCAGGGAAUCCAGACACGUGAGGUUGAUUCUUGUGGCAUGCAAUCUGAUGCUUCGCAGAUGCAAAAAGUCAGGUACAAUCUGGAUAUCAGUAGCCUUGCAGCUGGUGAUCUUUCCCUUCCAAAUGUCUCUUUAAAUGGAGCAAGUCGUAGAUUUACAGAACCAAAUGUGGGCUUGCCCCAUGUAAUUGAAAGCUACUACGCAUCUGAGUUACAAUCUGGCAGUUGGUCAUCAAAUGAAGCGCUCACUAGUCAAGUCAAUAUUUCAGCAAAUAGAGAUGCUGAACUGGGCAAGGGUAGAUGGUUUAAGGAGACUCCCUUGAUGAUUGUUGAGGACCAUAUUUCAGAUGGAACUAAUGAUAUUGGAGGGAAACAAUCUCACCAAGAAAAUAAGAUUCCAUUUGCUGAAAAUGCUCCUGAAACUUGCAUGGCAAGGGGUAGGGUAUUUGUAAAAAAUAUUGACGUGAUAUGGAUAAUGUAUUCAGGAUGUGACUGGCCCAAGGAACAAAAAGAUUCUCAGUCUGGUUCGAAUUCAGGUGAAAAUGGAAGAGGUGAAAAUGUAUGUUUGGAACUGACUCUAUCUGGGAUAAAUCUGCAAUAUGACAUUUAUCCGGACGGGGAAUUAUUUGUGUCCAAGCUUGCACUCUCUGUUAAGGACUUCUAUCUCUAUGACAGGAGCAGGAAUGCCCCUUGGAAAAUGGUAAGGUCAUGUUAGUUAGUUGCCAUUCAUUUCUGCAUCUGCCUAUCGUAAAUAAGUUUACCCAUUUAAUAUUUGCAAUAUCGUUGAUUUGAAAGGUACUAGGCUAUUAUAAUUCUAAAGAUCAUCCUAGAGAAUCCUCAGCUAAAGCCUUCAAGUUGGAAUUGGAAUCUGUAAAGCCUGAUCCGUCAACACCUCUUGAGGAAUACAGGUACAUAGACGAUCUUUUUUCUUUCUUUUUUUUGGUUUGAGUGUUUCUUUAACACUUUUAGCCUAUUGGGGAUCUCAUUUUUCAACUUCGUAGACUGAAAAAUUCCUUUGGUAACAACUGUUUUAGGUUUAACAUCUGGCUAAAUCUCCUUGGAUGACUCUUAAUGUCAUUAACUUCGUAAUAGGAAUUUAUUUAAAUGCCAUUCGGGAAACAGUCAGAAAAGUUGUGGAAUUUCGGUGGCUGGAAACUGUCUUUCUCUGAGUGGAUGGGACCAUGUGUUCACUGAAAUCUUAGACGAAAGAUAAUUACAUGUAUAGUCUAACUCUAGAAAAUUCUCGUGCAAAGAAAAGUUAGUAGGAUUCACGAAGAUGGUGAAGGCUAUGCUGACCAAAUAGUCAUUCCAGAAGCAAGGAGUGUUAUUCUUCUUUAGAAAAAAUAAUAAAAUCCAAAUUUGACAAAGGAAUCCUUAUCCCUAGGAGCAUCUGAGAAUAAAUGGCCUAAGAACUCGUCCCCUCAUGACUUAUAUGAAGCCUCAUUCAUCUCCGUAAAGUGAGGUAGGUAAUCAUCCUUUGGAUGACUCCUAUGUAAGAUUCUCCUGUUAAAAUCUUCCUUUUCAAUAUGAAGCUCUCGUGGCUUACGGCCAACUUCCAAAUCACCUCAGUCCUGUUGACAUGAAAAAACUUAUUAUCAUGAUGCUAAAGAUGAGUCACUCAAAGAAAAGGUCUUUCAUCCUCUGGUUUCGUUUGCCUGGUGACCCUGAUCAGACUUAGCUGUUUUCUAUUCUUGACCUUCCUGGAAUGACCUUGUGUUUACUUCAUGGAUGGAGAAUGUCACCUCAUUUUCAUGUCCCUUCAUUGCCUUAAUCAAUGAUGGAGUUAAUAGUUUUCACCACCAUCUAGGAGAUCCUCUUAACAUCAACAUUCCCCUUAAGUUGUCGCCAUCUCUUUGUGCCAUCCAAAUCAGAAAUGUCUCUUAUGUACUGCAUACCACCACUCUUGUUUCCGUGAACUAAAAAAAAACACACUUUUUCCCUCUAAAAGCUCAAGUAAUAGUUUUUUUCUUAUGGUAUACCUGACUGGGUAGUUCAUGACUUCGAGAAAUGACCUCCCAUGAACAGUGGCGACGCAAACCCUAGGAGAUAGAAUAUGCGAAGGAAAAACUCACUCAGUGUUCAAUAGUUGACUGUUAUGUACCAGUACCAAGGCCACAAAACGAGGAAACUACCUAACAUCUAGGAAACCGAAAAAAUAGGAAACAAACAAGUUAUACUAGGAAACGGUUCAACUACAUAUAGGAAACAAACAACUACCCAUUUUGUUUAUUGAUCAUUGCUUGUAGUUUCUCCCAAAUGAGAAACACACUGUUCCAAAUAAUUAUUCUUUGUUCAUUCAUGUUUAACGUUAUAAAUGUAUUAGCUUUUUACUUUAUUUUCUACAAGACCAUAAACCUUUCAUUUAGCGCAUAUAAUAGUUUAGAAAAUAAAUAUUUCAUUUCACAUUCAAUUGGUUUACGAAGCAUAAUUUGUAAUCGUCCAGAAAAGCAUUAUAAUUGUUCUUUUAUUCCUGCUUAUUUGUAGUCACCUCUUCAGUUAAUUUUGUAUCUUAUACCAUUAAUUGGAUUCAUAUAUACUGAAGUAUGUCUGGAUAGCAUCAGAGUCGAGCUGUUAUUUCAAAAAGUCUCUCAAAUACGAAUUUUUGCACCUUCUCAGGCUGCAGUUUAGUUUUCUACCCAUGAGACUGCAUCUUCAUCAAGGCCAACUUGACUUCCUCGUGAAUUUUUUUGCCAACGAUUCUUCAAAUAGUAAUUUGGGUGCACCACAAACAUCAAUGAAAAUGGACAGAAGUUUUGAAGGACAAUUUGUUGCAGAAGAAGCAUUGCUUCCAUUCUUCCAGGCAAGUGCAGCUGAAUGUUUCUUCUUAGUCUUCAUCGUUUGAAUUACAUGUCAUGUACAUCGCCAAAGUACUUGAUCCUAUGGUUUAUCUGAACUUCUAUUUCUAUUUCGUGUACCCGGUCCCAAUCCUCUGACCACUUAAUGGACGCAGGAAGUUAUUAUAAAUAUUCCUUGCUACAUUGUGAGAUGCCAUUGUAUUUUCUUUUCUGACAUAUUUUCUUAAAUAUCGUCUAUUUUACUAUUCACACUAUGGCUUUAAGAUAGUUAUUUCAGAUAUCUCAACUGUAAGAAUAAUCAUGUUAUUUUUUUUCUUGUCCAGAAAUUUGACAUAUACCCUGCAGUUCUUCGUGUGGAUUAUAUUCCUCGUCAUGUUGAUAUGGCAGCAUUGCGAGGAGGGAACUAUGUACAACUUAUAAAUCUUGUUCCGUGGAAGGUAUCUUUGGAAUUUUGAAAAAUCAUUGGUGUGCUUUUGUUCAACUUGUAUUGAUCUCUAAAGAACUUUUAUCUUGAUGAUUUAAAUAACAUUCAUGCUGUUUGAUUUUGUGCUUCAUAUUUGCUUUCCUGUGUCUUUAUCUCUAUAUCUCUUCAAAGCAUGCUUUCUUAGUCUGUGCUUGUGUACCUUUUCUAAGUGUAUUCAGCAUCUUCGUCAAAUCAAAAUUAAAACCUUUUCCUUUACCUUCUCACGUUUCCUUGUAUUUUAUUAGUUUGUGAGAGAGAACGGAGUUACUAAUGGAUACUUUUGUGUUUUUAGGGAAUUGACAUACAGUUGAAGCCAGUUCAUGCUGUGGGUGUAUAUGGUUGGGGAAGUGUAUGCGAAACAGUUAUUGGGGAGUGGUUGGAAGAUAUUUCACAGAAUCAGGUUUGGUGUUGUUAUGCCGUGUUCUGCGAUUUGAUUUGAUGAAGACUAUUAAUGAUGUGCUGAAAUAUUUAUUCCCCAUGACGUGGAUGUCAUUCUACAGAUUCAUAAAGUUUUGAAGGGUCUUACGCCUGUGAGGUCAUUGUUUGCUGUCAGUUCCGGUGCUGCAAAACUUGUUUCAUUGCCGGUCAAAACCUACAAGAAGGAUCAUAGGUUGCUCAAGGGAAUACAAAGAGGUAACUACAAAACUUUUUCUUGACUAACUGCUUUCGUCAUGCGAUAUUUUUUAACGGGGAAAUCUUCACAUUAUUUUAGUUCUUCGAAAAGUUCAUUUUUCUGUUAAACCCAUUCGUAGUCAUUCAUGAACUAUCAAUGAACCUGCUUGAGGUUUGCAAGCCUGAAAGUCCUGUCCACACUUCUGAGGUGAUAUUUUUGUUAAUACAUAUAAUUGUUAAUGUCUUGGACUGGAAAACGCUUGAAUUGGAAGCCAGAAGCAUAAAGGUAAAAUGACGAAGGCUUGCCAAAGAGAUAGUCUGAUUUUAUCCCAAAAAUCUUUGUCUAUUCCAGAGUCUUUAAUUUAGGCAGUUUACGAGGGAAUUCCACAGAAGAGAUAAACAGAGAUCUUAUUCCUAAUUUUUUUUUUAGCUAUUUGGAUGUCAGAAAAUAAACUACUCUAAGCCAUAAAUAUCUAGAAGACUACAAUAGCCAUGCUGAGAAUGGCUAGUGAACAAAGAAAGACGUGAGUAUUGUUUCCUGUCAAUUCCCUCCAAAUCAGUUGUUGACCUGGAUUGUAGCCCAGAACUUUCUCCACAUGUUUUAGGUAUGGAAAUCAGUAAGACUAGUUAGGUUCAACAACUGAACUAAAAAAGAACGUAAUUAAUCCUUUGCAGUAUUCUCUUUCGUUUGGUAAACUGGAAAUCAACUUUGAAGUGGCGUGUGGCUGUCACCCUCUGUAGAGAAAAAUCUCCAGGACGAAAUUAGCUAGUUAUAUAAAUGGUGAAAGGUGUUGGUCUUCUACGUGAAGUCAAGAUCAUAAGAUACCAGACCCAAAAAUGAGACAAAUAGAUGCAUGAAAACACAAGAAUAUAACCUAAUCUCCAUUAUGCAUAUAGUAGAGGUCGCAUUUACAGGAGUUCGUGAAAAUCGCUUGAAACUAUUUAGAGGCCUGCAAAGUAGACCGGCAGGAGCUCAUGUUUUAGAUGUUGACGUCCUUUUCGUUGACAUUUUUGAAUGAUUUAGGAAAAAGGUACAGAAAUUUAUUAGUAUGUUUAACAUAAAAUAUAAGUAUGCUAUACCAUUGUAGGAUUUGGUAGAAAUCAUGGUGUUUUUCUGAUGUUAGAGAUCAGCGUUGACAAAAUAUCUUAUCAGUAGGUCACAGGGCUAUACAUGUGAUUUUCUGACGGCUGAAGAAUGAUUUUCUGCACCCCUGCCCUCUCUAUCUCUGCCUAUACCUGUGAUUUUCUUUUGCUCCGAACCUGCCUUGUCCUGUACCUUUGUCCUUGUAGCCUUUUGGUCCAACAAGUAGGAUUAUGUGAUUCAAAUGUCAUUGGUGAUGUAACGGGGUCGAAGUGUCUUUAGACAGGUUGUAGGCUAUUCUGAUUUUUUUUCUCAUUGAAUUGAAGGACUGACAUAUACUAGAUAGUUAAUUUUUUUUUCAGUUUCAUGAGAAUUUUUCAAAUGAAUUAUGCAAAUCUACGUUAAUGCCCUGUGGAGAUGACUUCAGAGCUGAAAUUUCGCUUAUUCGAUAAUUUUCUUUAUCCAGGAGCACUUGCGUUUCUUAGGAGCGUCUCCCUUGAAGCCAUUGGCCUAGGUGUGCAUCUAGCUGGCGGGGCACACGAGUUAUUGCUUCAGACAGAAAAUAUCCUAGCCAGCGUUCAACCUUUGGCACCAUCAUCUCGAGAUAGUGGGACUGGAAGUGUGAGGUGUAACCAGCCCAAAAAUUCACAGCAUGGAAUUCAACAGGUAGCAUUAGUACAUAGGAUUGCGUUAUCUUUUGCAUUUAAACCUAGUGUUGAUUAUGAAGCAUUUGCAUUCCCCUUCUUUGUGUACCUUUCUGAGAGAUAGGAACUCCUGUCUUUGGGUUCUUGAAAACGGCAUACCUGAAAUGCUAGUAAUUGUACUGACUAACUACCUCAUGCAGCAUAUCUAAAUUUAUUUGAAAGUAUGAUCUAUUUUUUAAUUUAGAGAAAAGAAAAAUACAAAAGAACGAGCCUGUAUAAUUGGGGCUUGCUCAAUUCAUUGUUGCCACUGAUUGUCUUAUUUAAGACUACUCAUGAAUAAAAUAUAGAUGAACUAUACUCAGAAAGAAAACUAUGGUAAGAACGACGAAAAGAUGUAACAUGAUUGACAAUGUCCUGUAGAAAAUAUCUCUAGUUGAGUUAACUAGGUUGAAUCCUUGAAACAUGCCAAAUUCAAAAUCUGGUUUCCUCAUGCAAAUAAUUAAGUGAGCCUCAUUUUUCUUUCCAGAAUUUCUUAUAGAUUUUAAGCUUUUCUAAAUGCAAAGAGGGGUUUCGACCCUAAAAUCAUUCCUCGUAAACUGAUUAUUUUUAAUUUCUUUUUUUCCUCAUGGCCAUCUUUAGUUCUAAGGUAAACGUCUAUAGUCGCCUUGGAUGGUUAUUAUAUUGAGUGAUGGUAACCAAUGUUGGAUGUCGUCAUUUUGGAGCUUAACGUUCUCUCUCUAUUUUGUCCUCCACUAAUGGCGACUGAGUUGUCACUCAGUGUUCCAGUGAGUAGAGGUCGAAUGGUGGUGGGAUUCAUCGAAGUCAUCUGUGAUGGUAGUAAUGACACAAGACUUCCAGUGUUCUUACUCUUCUCAUCCACAAGAAGGCUGUAGAUAUUAUGUAAUGUGUAUAGUGAAAGAGUUACAGAGAGAUACCUCAGUAUUAGGAUGCAUUCGUCAUGAGACAAGUGACUAUUUCAAGAGCUCUAGGGAUCUGAGACAUGAGAGGACCCUCUUCCUUCUUGUGGGCCAGAUUCUAAGUUCAACAUAGAACAAGGUGGCACUUGGAACAUUACAUGAAGGGAUUCAAGUUGGCCGAAAAAACAUACCUACUACAUGUCUCUAAUUUUUGGAUGAUACAAUCUUUAUUUAAUAGGGCGAUGUGGGGAAAAUUCAAAUGCUCAAAAGGCCUUGGCAUUACUAGAAAUAGCCACUUUCAUCUGGGUGAAGAUGGAUUCUCUCAAAGCUGCAUCUACUUUGGCCAUUUAUUUAACGCCCAUUUUCUAAAUACUGAAAUAUGUUGUGAAGAUGAUUGGGCCCAGAAUAACCUUAUUUUAUUUUAUUUAGUGAGUCGAUUAGUAAAAUAAAAGCUUCCCACUUAAUCGACUGGGGCCCAGAAUCCAAAUCUUCCAGCCUAUUGUCCUAAAAAAAAAAACUAUCUUUUGUUUCUUCCAUGGGGGAAAAUGGAACAUCUGCUUGUGAGAUCAGAAAACAGAACAUGCGUUUCACGAUUUGCACGAGGAACCAGUGGACCAUUUCUUUGGGGCAUGGAAUUAUUGAUGCCCUGUGAAAAUUUAUCUCUGAUACAGUCUGGAUGCCAAUUAAGGAAUUACCAAAUUGGCCCUUUUUUUGGUCAUAUAUUGCUGAUCUUGACGGGUCGAUGGUGCUUUCAGUAGCAGUCCUUUGUGCCAUAUGGGAUGGUAAUAAAUAACAUAAAAUAUCUAUACAUGUUCGAUGCAGGAUUAAGAUGGCUCUGCUGAUUGUUUCCAAGUUUUCGUGAGCAAAUAACAUCAGAGAUCAUCUUCAGCUGGGUUCCAUGGUUAUGAUCUUUGAAAGGAAAACCUUGUGCUCCAAUUACCCUCCUUUCUGUAUCCCAUCUGGGUAGAACAGAAGAGGAUCGAUCUUCUUGGGCUUUCCCCUCUUAUGUAGUUCUUGUACUGCAUUCAAAGCAUCUGCAUGUCCGAUCCUCUUCUUCUUCUUCUUCUUCAAACAGUGGCACUGUGCAUUCUUGUUCAGAUUCCUCUUUCAGACUAUCAAAGUUUUCUUUUCCUCCUGCGAGCAGGCCUUUGAAAGUCUAAGCGACGGCUUCGGGAAGACCACCACCGCUCUCGUUGGGACCCCUCUGAAGGAGUAUCAGCGUGGUGCCGGCACAGGGUCGGCAUUGGCCAGCGCCAUCCGGGCGGCUCCGGUGGUGGCCGUCGCCCCCGCAUCUGCUGUUGCCCGGGCGGUGCACUGUACUCUCCUGGGAGUGAGGAACAGGUACUCCUUUUCUGGAUAAUCAACAGAGAAAACCAGAGAUUACUAUAAAAAGAUCGAACAAAGCAACCCGUUGACUCCAUUCCAGAUUGUCCUUUUUUGGCCUACCCAGUUAGAGUCAACGAUCAUCAUUCGAUUGGAGUGGGCAAAACGCUGCUCUUCUAACAGGCUUGGUGGGUCUUCUGUGCAGCCUUGAUCCGGAGCACAAGAAGGAAUCCAUGGAGAAAUAUCUUGGCUCCUCUAGAUCUCGAGAACGAUGA